GUGUACGUGCGUGUGGUAACAAGGAGCCACGUUACAAGGGCUCAUUCGAAGUUGCCUAAUUGUUUUUUAUUGCUCACUUAUUGGCUCUUGCUGUUAUCAUUCACCAUCAAGUUCACUUUAACACAAUAUUCUUUCUGCUGGUUAGGGUGAGUGAGGGUGGUUGUAGCCAUUUAAACGCAACGGAGAAUUCGAAACGAUAGUCGAAUGUCCCAUUCUUUUUUUGUGUGUGCAUAAUUUCAUUAAAGUUGGUGGUUUGCUAUUCUUGACGUCUUUAAAUGGUCGUAGGAUAGACGUUAUAGAAAAUUAGGGAUAUAAUUAACAUCUUCAUUUUCUUCUGAUUUUUUAACUAUCUAGAGGUCUCAGCCUGAUAGUCAGGCUACGUACGGGAUGACGAUCUUUGCGGGAUUUGAUGUCCGGUCCUGCUGUGUGAAUAUCUGCUCAGCUCUUUCAUCAGGCAUCGGAUCAUAAAAAGAAGAGCUCUCUUGAAGCAAUAGUAAUUGUCUACCAUAAUGCUAAUAAAAGCAGACCAUCAGAAAAUAUUUUUCUUAUAUACAAAAAGAACGUAACAAUAUAAAUCGAGUUAUUUCAUCCUUUCUCUACUCAUGUGAUUUUUUUGUAAUUUUCUGGCUUCGACCGCUUGAAGUAACCAACCUCCGUGCUGUAAACUGCAUCUCCUCAGCUGUCAAACCGCGUACAGCCAGCCAUCUCACUCGCUAUCUGGCUCACUCUUGCAAACACAAGCAAGCCCUCAAAAGUGCGUGGGAAAUUCACAGGUGUUGUGCGUUCUGGCUCCCAUCAGCUCGCCCGCUCACUACAUCUUGCCCGCUCUUGCAUUCGUUUCCAAAGGCAAAAACUCACGCAUUACAGCCAUCUGCUUUCCAGCUCACUCCCUUGUUGUAUUGGCCAGCCGCUCGCUCUCUCGCUCUCACUCGCACUCCAUCCGCACGCACAACAGCAAAACGCCGUUUGUGAUUCCGCGGCUGACGCGAUGGCGCUUUUCAUAAAGUGAGUGCGAUGCAAACGGGUAACGUCGUCGUGUUCGUCGUGGUUGGUAGAAUUGUCGGCUCGGGUUGAAUAGCAAAUGCGCGUCCAGGCGGCUGGUUCCGCUGAUUCCCUCCGUGUAUCGCUAAAGUGCAUACGGUUCUCCGGUUCCGGUAGGCUACGAAUGCUACAGCUGUCGCUAGUGGGACGCGUUCAACGUCCAUAAAAGUGUUCGCGCUGUGUUGUGGUGUCUCGGUGGUAAGAUAAAACGUUGCUCGGAUCACCGAUCGUCCGGUGCUAUCGAAAAAACCCCUCGGUGCUACUUUCCCUUAGGAGUUGGUCCCGUCCGGAGUGAGUGAGGUUAUGUUCGUGGUGUCCGUUCAGUCCGUUGUUGUUUACUUUUUGCAGCAGGGUGACAGCUGAAGGCACAAAUCCUGCACGCGAAGUGCACAAAUUAAUGCGCUUUUAUCGAUGCGUUUCGGUGCUGUUCACUGUCCAAUCUCAGCACACAUCCCGCGCUUAGAGUGUGACACGAACCGCUUACGGUGAGAAACAUUUCCCCGGUCCGGAACGCGUGAAAGCAUACGGUGUGAGUUCGCAACAAUUGGGUGUUCUCCGUCCUUGUCCUUCUGCCGUUGAACGGCGGCUGCGAGCAUAAGUGGUGUUUAAAGCAUAAGCAAGCAUAACAACAGCAGCAGCAGCAUCAACAGCAACGCCAGCGGUAGGAAGAACGACGACAACUCAACUGACGUUUCUCACUCGUGUGAAUGUUACCGCUUGUGAUGAUGAUGAUGAUGGUUGAACGCGGGUGAGCGAGUUGGUGAAACGCGAUGUCAGUAAGGUCGGUAAUUGCGGGGGAAAAUACAGCCACAGGAAAAAAGUGCAUCUGUGGCAACAGUCAGAUGCAACAGGAAUAUCCGCUUGCUGUGCCUAGUGUGAGCCUCUCCCGUAGCUGUUUCCAGUGCACAAGGGUCUAACGUUUGCCUAUGGGCCAGCUGUGGCAAAGCCUCGUGAUCUCCGGUACGCUCCCAUUCAUCAUAUUGUCAAGGGCCGGACCGAUGCAGCAUCUUCCCAAACACCGAAGAGGGAAGACAGCUGCUGAACCGUAGAAACAGCCACAGAACUCGCGCGUGUGUUAUUCGUCCGUAGUGAAACAGUGAGAUUCGGUAGUGAUAAGAGUGAGAUUCGCGAAACAGCGUGAGAAUUAGUGAAGAGUGAGAAGGUCCAAUUUUGAGCUUUAUUUGAUUGUGAUAACCGUACUACCCCCGACAUCAUCAUCAUCAUCAUUCCACGACUCAUCAUCGAGCAAUUUAAUUAACGUGUAAAACCCACCGAGAAGAUAUAUAUGUAUUUGGCCCCUGAAUAUCGUGUUACAUUUGUUACAAUUGGCUCUCCGACGUGGAGAAGAAUAAUUUCCCUGUGUAAUAAUCGUGUGCUUGUGUGUGAAUAUUUGUGUGAUUCCCAAAACCGGCUUGCUGUGGUUUUGGGGGCUUAAAUUUUACCAACGACUGCUACGCCGCGCUUCACAAUCACAACAAUAAUAAAUGAACUGUCAGGUCGCUGUGUCAAAAGUUCAUCAACACCGCGAAUUCCUUCAGCGGGUCUUGAGGGAAACGUCGAGCGGAAACCAAACCAUUCUUUGCCAAUCUUAAAUUUCAGUACUCAUGCAAAGUACAUUAUAACCCUGUGGAGAGAUUCAAUGUACAACCCUUUAAAGACGUUCAGCGCACGAUCAUCGUACCUUUAAAUAGCUGCCCGGUCAGGCUCUUGGAUUGUCCAUAACAAGGAUACAAUCCACCCCCGAACUAAUCACGGAACGUACCAACGAAACCGACUCGCGGACGCUCGAUCGAAGAAAGCAUCAGACAUGCCUCAUCAGUACGGCAUACCGGGCUACGGACAGGCCCCACCAAGUCCACCGACACAUCACGGUGGCAGCGGAGCACUGCUGCCACGGCUCGGUGCUGGCGGGGCCGUAAUUCCGGUGACCCCCAACAACAACGGAGGUUCUGGGAUGGGGUCCACGACGUCACCCAUCUUUCGCAGCCAGAUCGAGGAGCGACGGCUGACGAGGGAAGCGAUGGAAAAGUAUCUACGCGAUCGCAACAACAUGGUCAUUGUUAUACUGCAUGCGAAGGUCGCCCAAAAAUCGUACGGCAACGAAAAACGCUUCUUCUGCCCACCGCCCUGUAUCUAUCUGUUCGGCGAGGGCUGGCGGAUGCGCAAGGAGCAGAUGCUGCGCCUUGGCGAAAGUGAUCAGUCCACCCAACUAUGUGCCUUCAUCGGAAUCGGCAGCCCGGAGCAGGAAAUGCAACCGCUCGAUCUGAACAACCCGAAACAGUACUGUGCGGCCAAAACGCUGUUCAUCUCCGAUUCGGACAAGCGCAAACACUUUAUGCUCUCGGUGAAGAUGUUCUACGGCAGUGGGCACGAUAUCGGUGUGUUCCAGUCCAAGCGCAUCAAGGUGAUAUCGAAACCAUCGAAGAAGAAGCAAUCGCUAAAGAAUGCCGAUCUGUGCAUUGCGAGCGGUACAAAGGUGGCACUGUUCAAUCGGUUACGAUCGCAAACCGUCUCGACGCGAUACCUGCACGUGGAGGAUGGACACUUUCAUGCCAGCUCGACGCAGUGGGGUGCCUUCACUAUCCACCUGCUGGAUGAUAACGAGAGUGAAUCGGAAGAGUUUCAGGUACGUGAUGGUUACGUACACUACGGUGCGACGGUCAAGCUCGUUUGCUCUGUCACUGGAAUGGCCCUGCCACGGUUAGUCAUACGCAAAGUGGACAAGCAAAUGGCACUGCUCGAAGCAGACGAUCCCGUUUCCCAGCUGCACAAAUGCGCCUUCCACAUGAAGGACACGGAGCGGAUGUAUCUGUGCCUGUCGCAGGAAAAGAUCAUCCAAUUCCAGGCGUCUCCGUGUCCGAAGGAACCGAACAAGGAGAUGAUCAAUGACGGUGCCUGCUGGACGAUUAUCUCCACCGACAAAGCCGAGUACCAGUUCUACGAAGGGAUGGGUCCGGUGCGGACCCCUGUGACGCCCGUGCCAAUCGUUAACUCGCUGCACCUGAACGGUGGGGCCGAUGUGGCAAUGCUGGAAAUAACUGGCGAUAACUUUACGCCCUCGCUGCAGGCCUGGUUCGGCGAUGUCGAGGCGGAAACAAUGUACCGCUGUGCCGAAUCGCUGCUGUGUGUUGUACCAGACAUUUCGCAGUUUCGCGGUGAAUGGUCCUGGGUUCGUCAACCCACGCAAGUGCCUAUCUCGUUGGUGCGUAACGAUGGAAUCAUUUACGCGACCGGUCUUACCUUUACCUACACGCCGGAACCGGGACCGAGGCCACCCUGUCCGGCUGCCGAAGAUGUCCUCCGCCGGGGGUCGACCCUAGCCGUGGUGGCCAAUUCCAAUAGUAAUAAUAGCAACAGCAGUAGCAACAACAGCAACAGCACCUCGGUGGUCAAUCAGCCGGGUGGCCCGGGUGCCGGCACCUUGCCAUCCAUAGCGGACGUUAGCUGGAGUUCGCACGGCGGCGGACUACCGUAACACCACGACUAGGGCCUACUGGUAGGAGGGACCGCGCACUAGCGAUCCCUUACAUACUCGUAGGAAUUGUAAGCAAAAACGUAAAAACCUCAACCGAUAUGCUGCUCGUAAGCGGGUAGAAAGAAAGAAGACAAAAAAAAAAAGGAUUCCAAGCGCAGGAUAUUGGCACCUGCGGCGGAAUGAGAGCAGCUGUAAAGCUGUGUUAGGGAAUAUUUAUUUAAACAAAAGCAAACGAACGAAGGCACCGAUUUGCUUCUCGAACAUCCCUAUAGCUUAAGUGUUUCUUCCAAAGAAAACAGGGAAGAAGUUGGCAGGAACGACAAAUGCCUGCAACCGUUCACCUUACAUUAAGGUUAAUGCUUUGUUCUCGCUAACAAACGGGACGGGAUGGAAGCGCAAUAGUGAAUAUCAUUUUGUAUGAUUUUUUUUUUUUGUUUAAAAGGACAAAAUGAAGAAUUGCUAUCAGUUAAAUAACCAAAGAUUAACAUGUUUCGAUUGGCUAUUUGAUGAUUAGUAGGUACUAUGUAUUUGCUUAGUACAGGCCAUUUUAUGGGAGCUAACUUCGGUGGCUUAACAAUGACAGACUAUCUUGACCUGUUUUACUGACUUUCCUUGACUACUAUACAUUCCCAUAGUAUGAAGGAACUGCUUAAAUAAGCGUUGAGUUCGUAAACUUCCUUAAACAUAAUUUACCUCAAUAGGAUGGCGUUUAUUUCAAAGGUUUGAUUCUACGCGAUACUUUAUUUUUUAAAUGGACAAUCAUUUUUACAGCCACACGUUUGCAAAGAGCACCCAUGAUCGCUUCGGGCUUUGCUCAUUUACCUGACUAGAAGCAUCUUUUUUUUGCAUAUCUUUGAUUGAAACCCCAUGCAAAAGCCAUGGGUUUUCUUUAUCACCUUCCCAUCACCACUAGCUGGUGGCCGGGUUGCGCUCAUUUAAUUUACGACUUUUUCUCACAUCCAUUUCGACGCAAAUGUGAGAAUGUGGCAUCAGUAAUUAUAGACGCGAUAGCGUGUGGGGUUUUGCAUACAUUGCACUACUGCACAACGACCACCCUCCCUCCCUUGAAGGUUUCUUGUGGGGGUUAUCUUAAUUUUUCAUUUCGUUAUUUUUUCUUCCACAUGCAUAAAUUGAUGCAUUCAAUUCAAAUGAAUCGGUCGCUUCCUACCUGCCCCGUAAGGCGAGUGAAACGAAAGCCCUGCUGCUAACUUCUGCCGCAACGAAGAAAAUGCGUUUAAAUUAUAAUAAAAAAGCAAAACAAUUUGCCUACAUGCGUGUACAUUUUUGCAUCGAUCGAUUAGCAGAGAGAGUGAGAGAGAGAGAAUACGUUGACUUUGUUUAAACAGACUCCAAAAGCCAAUGAAUGACGGGUUUUAAGCUUUAGCUCCCACCCUGCGUGGGAUGUAAUCAAUUUAUCGCUUGUCGCGCUCGCAGCCGAGCGAUCACCUAUCACCACCGAGCGAAGAGGAGGGUGUACAUAGAUUGUUUGGCUCAAAGUUUUACUCAACCAAGGAAGGAUGCGAGCAGUGGUGGUGGUGGUGCAGUAUUAUGAGCACUGACUUUUUAGCACGUAAGAUGCAUAUAAAACACAACCUAUAAAUAGCUAGGAUUAAUUGUAAUUCUUGUGAAUAUAGCUUAACGUGCGCUCGUAAACCAUUGAUUCAGUUCUCUGUAGUGUGUAGCUAUCUUUUCACCCCUGUUUGGUUUUGAUAUUCGCGCUUACUAUUGUUUCGUGAUCACAAUUGCUCUAACGAUCUCGGCGAACGAUGCAAUCAAUCGUAUUAUAUAGCGUUUCAGCUCCAAUUUUAGUUGACUUGACUGUUUUGCUUUCAUGCAGAGUUUCAGUAAAACUACGGAAUACCAGGCGCCUCCACCGGCUUGGGAAAAGCUGUUGCGACAAAAUGUAAAUUAUAGCGGAUCGCGACCAUCUUGAUGCGUUUCAACGUGACAAUCUGUUCAGAUUGCGGUUGAGUGACUUGUAAAUAAGUGUAUACAAAAAUAUCCUCUCUCUCUUUCUCUAUUUUUUAAGCCGUAGCACAAUCGAAAACGAACGCAAGACAAAUUGGGGGAAAAAAACUCUACUUCAAUCUGGUUCAAUGCCUGAUGGAAAGCAAACAUUACCAUAGCAUAUAUAUAAAUAGAUGUACGGCUGUAGCUAAAAGACACACGGAAGGAAUAAAAGACGAACCUGUGCACCUAAGCCAAGAAGCGCAAACACGCACGAAAAGACCUAUUUUUUAGAGAUUUAUAUAUAUACAACGGCAACACGCGCAAAGAUAGAUUUAUAUUAAACGGAUGCAACGAAUCGAACAAAGAUGGGAAGGUAACAACGAGCGGGCUUUUUUAAAAUGUGACAAACGUACCGGAAAGCUUGUAGUUGUAGUUGAGAAUUAUUUUAAACCAAGAUGGGAAAUAUCUUUCGUGUUAUACGCUCCUUUGCCACCUUAUUGCUUUGCUCCCUUUUGUGUGUGUGCGUGUGCGUCUAAACCCUCCCACCCUGAAGAGUUGUUACGUUGUUUGCCCUGAGAAUGAAUAUGAUUCUUCUACUGUGUAGGAAAUGUUCCCUCCGCCGAAGCAGUCAACCAGUUGUGUGUUGGCACCCGACGCAAUGAACUGACGAUGAGCGCAGCGUGUGAAAAUUUACCCCGUGAGAUUAUGCAAUAGUUUGUAGAGAGAAAUGUUCGGACGCGAAACCACCAAAGCUCGGGUCACAAUAGGGUGGGUACCACAAAUCAACUAAAUAAUCCCUCCGAAUGGUGCGCGUUAAAGCUCCGCGGGGGGAGAAAGAGAAGACAAAUCACAGGAAACUUGUAAUGAGGAGAAAGCGGCAAAAGGGCAGUGAACACAAGCAGCGAAACAAAACAAAAAAUCACGAAAGUUAAUUGUUUUAUGAGUCGUCGAUCAUAACGAGUGCAGCGGGAAAAGUUAAAGGCAAGUUUUCCCACCUGGAGAGAGAGAAAAAAAAAUGUAAAUCAAGCAAAUCCAUCCAAACUCGCGCGCAGAGGAAUAGACAGAGCGCGGGCAUUGUGAUAGGAUGGAAAACUAAUAGUGUAUAAGGUUAGUGGAAAAGAGGUGGAAAAGAAUAGCAAAGAAGAAGAAGAAAAAACAAUUGGAAAACUGAUGCGCUGAACAAGAGCAUUCCGAGCAAGAGGCCGAGAUUCCGUUGCAGAUGUGACAGAGGUAGUGAAGCUGCCGCCGUAAAGCAACGCCAGAACGGCAUACAGCGUUAAUUAUAAGAAAAUCCAAUGAAUUAUACAUGUAAAUAUACACCUUUAUUAUGAUUACUACCGAAAA
Anopheles stephensi (Asian malaria mosquito) is the source of this 7810-nucleotide messenger RNA. It is a transcript of the gene Su(H), whose product is annotated as recombining binding protein suppressor of hairless. The transcript has 4 exons. Gene Ontology annotation, molecular function: RNA polymerase II cis-regulatory region sequence-specific DNA binding; DNA-binding transcription activator activity, RNA polymerase II-specific. Gene Ontology annotation, cellular component: nucleus. Gene Ontology annotation, biological process: regulation of transcription by RNA polymerase II. The coding region runs from base 2849 to 4516 and encodes 555 amino acids. Lineage: Eukaryota; Metazoa; Arthropoda; Insecta; Diptera; Culicidae. The record is from RefSeq and is a predicted model, not a curated record.